UAUCAACAUCAGAUAUCACAACCAAUGGUCUAACUACUGAGGAGGAGACAACUGAAUUAGGAACAACUGAGGGAUUCACCUUAGAUAUAACAUCUACUGCUCUACCAACAUCAGAUAUCACCACCAAUGGUCUAACUACUGAGGAAGAGACAACGGAAUCAGGAACAACUGAGGGAAUCACCUCAGAUGUUACAUCAACUGCACCCUUAACAACAGAUAUCACCACCAAUGGUAUGACUACAGAGGAGGAGACAACUGAAGGAUUCACCUCAGCUGUUACAUCAACUUCGCUGUCAACAUCAGAUAUCACAACCAAUGGUCUAAUUACUGAGAAGGAGACAACGGAAUCAGGAACAACUAAGGGAUUCACCUCAGAUAUUACUUCAACUGGGCCGUCAACAUCAGAUAUCACCAUCAAUGGUUUAACUACUGAGGAGGAGACAACUGAAUUAGGAACAACUGAGGGAUUCACCUCAGAUAUGACAUCUACUGCCCUACCAACAUCAGAUAUCACCACAAAUGGUCUAACUACUGAGGAGGAGACAACAGAAUCGGGAACAACUGAGGGAAUCACCUCAGAUAUGACAUCUACUGCCCUACCAACAUCAGAUAUCACCACAAAUGGUAUGACUACUGAGGAGGAGACAACAGAAUCGGGAACAACUGAGGGAUUCACCUCAGAUAUGACAUCAACUGCACCCUUUACAACAGAUAUCACCACCAAUGGUCUGACUACUAAGGAGGAGACAACUGAAUCAGGAACAACAGACGAAUUUACCUCAGAUAUCACAUCUACUGCUCUACCAACAUCAGAUAUCACAACUAAUGGUCUGACUACUAAGGAGGAGACAACUGAAUCAGGAACAACAGACGGAUUUACCUCAGAUAUGACAUCUACUGCUCUACCAACAUCAGAUAUAACAACCAAUGGUUUAACUACUGAGAAGGAGACAACUGUAUCAGGAACAACUGAGGGAUUCACAUCAGAUAUAACAUCAACUGGGCCGUCAACCUCAGAUGUCACCACCAAUGGUCUAACUACUGAGGAGGAGACAACUGAAUCAGGAACAACUGAGGGAUUCACCUCAGAUAUGACAUCUACUUCUCUUCCAACAUCAGAUAUC
Messenger RNA from Strongylocentrotus purpuratus (purple sea urchin), 1124 nucleotides. Its product is annotated as bypass of stop codon protein 1-like. The record is from RefSeq and is a predicted model, not a curated record. The annotation marks the transcript as partial. The transcript has a single exon. NCBI's taxonomy places the organism in Eukaryota, Metazoa, Echinodermata, Echinoidea, Camarodonta, Strongylocentrotidae.